AUGUCAGUCCUCGAACCAGCUACCGCCAGAACUGUUCGGACUCGCAUCCAAUGGCAUCUCACGGGUUCUGUGCGUCGAGCAACCCCUCGCGGCGUUCACAACCUGACUGCCCGCGGUGCCAAACCUCUGACGACAAGGCCGCUAUUCCGGUAUGCUUGCGACGUCGAUGCUGAGCCGCUGCACCGCUACACAAAAGGUGGUUAUCAUCCUACGCACCUCGGAGACCAGUUGAAGCAUGGGCGGUAUCGCGUCCUGCACAAGCUGGGCUGGGGCGGCCACUCGACCGUCUGGGCUGCCAGAGACGAAGAGAAGGGACGUUACGUCGCAGUCAAGAUAUCCGUCUCAGAAUGGCAGUCUGAACAAGCGAAUCGACAACUCCAGGUCAUGCGCACGAUUGCAACGUCGUCUCUGCAGAACGCGGGUGCUGCAUCCGUGAUGAAAGUACUGGACCACUUUGAGCUUGACGGUCCCAACGGCACCCAUGAGUGCUUGGUGCUGGAACUCCUUGGUCCAAGCGUGUCUGAUAUUGUCGAUGUCCGAUUUGUUGGCGACAGACUUCCCGCUGCGCUUGCGAAAAAGGUUGCGCGUCAGACUCUCCUUGGCCUUGACUAUUUGCACCAACACGGAAUUGGACAUGGAGUCUUCACCCUCUCCCUGUCGGACUCGAGUGGCGAGGACGAGCUGUCGAGGAUAUUGGGGCGACCCGAACUUGGACCAGUUCGACGAGUAAAUGGUGAACCAACUGAGCCGGGGUCAAUCAAAAUCGUGGACUAUGGAGAAUCAUUCUUUGAUACGGAACCCCCGGUGACUCUCCACACACCACUUGCUGUACGCGCGCCAGAGGUCGUAUUUGAAGACAAUUUUGAUCAUCGCGUGGAUCUAUGGAGUAUGGGUUGUCUGCUAUUCGAGCUCUUUGCUGGGCAAACCCCGUUCGACGUCUUAAUGUUGACUCCUGGUAUACUCACUGGCCAAAUGGAGGAUUUUGCUACCGACAAGCUCCCGAAGCGCUGGGUAGAGCGGGCCAACCGCCUCAAGGAGGAAUCGAUAGACUUUGUCCAGGCGGGACGCGAGGAAGAGGGAGCCGUGAGCACCCACACGCUGCAACAGUGGCUGGAAGAAAUCUACUUUGAUCAAGGCAAGAGUGCAGAACUGAGCCUCGAGGACGUCCGUAAACUGGCAGAGCUCGUGAGUAAGAUGCUCUACUUUGAGCCUUCCUCGAGAGCGACUGCCUCAGCUUUGCUCAAGGACACCUGGUUGAGCUGA
Messenger RNA from Emericellopsis atlantica, 1263 nucleotides. Its product is annotated as serine protein kinase. The transcript has 5 exons. NCBI's taxonomy places the organism in Eukaryota, Fungi, Ascomycota, Sordariomycetes, Hypocreales, Bionectriaceae. Gene Ontology annotation, molecular function: protein kinase activity; ATP binding. Gene Ontology annotation, biological process: spliceosomal complex assembly; regulation of mRNA processing; protein phosphorylation. Bases 1 to 1263 code for a protein of 420 amino acids. The record is from RefSeq and is a predicted model, not a curated record.